Synchiropus splendidus (mandarinfish) is the source of this 1176-nucleotide messenger RNA. It is a transcript of the gene psmd8, whose product is annotated as proteasome 26S subunit, non-ATPase 8. The record is from RefSeq and is a predicted model, not a curated record. Gene Ontology annotation, cellular component: proteasome regulatory particle, lid subcomplex; proteasome regulatory particle; cytosol. The transcript is spliced from 7 exons. NCBI's taxonomy places the organism in Eukaryota, Metazoa, Chordata, Actinopteri, Syngnathiformes, Callionymidae. Bases 121 to 918 code for a protein of 265 amino acids. Gene Ontology annotation, biological process: proteasome-mediated ubiquitin-dependent protein catabolic process.
UGUGGUUAAAGACGGUUAAAGAGGAGACGAUGGGGUUGUGAUGCCGUUCACGACAAAGCGAAUGCGUUUACGACAGUACCGUAUGUGUGCGUCCGGUGUCGUAUUAUUUGCAAACUCACCAUGGCGUUGAGGGAAACCGCUGGUCUCUAUGAAACUCUCAAGACGGAAUGGAACAAAAAGAACCCGAACCUGAACAAAUGUGGCGAGCUUCUGGGAAAACUUAAGAUUUCACUUCUGGAGCUGAACUUUUUACCUACAAGUGGUUCAUCCCUCACCAAGCAGCAGCUUAUUUUAGCUCGUGAUGUUCUUGAAAUUGGAGCCCUGUGGAGUAUCCUCAAGAAAGACAUCCCAUCAUUUGAGAGAUACAUGGCCCAGCUAAAAUGCUACUACUUCGACUACAAAGAUGAGCUGCCCGAGGCAGCCUACAUGCACCAGAUCCUCGGGCUGAACUUGCUGUUCCUGCUGUCACAGAACCGUGUGUCUGAGUUCCACACAGAAUUGGAACGACUGAGCGCACGAGACAUUCAGACCAAUGUCUACAUCCGACACCCAGUGUCCUUAGAGCAGUACCUGAUGGAGGGAAGCUACAACAAAGUUUUUCUCGCUAAAGGCAACAUCCCAGCCGAGAGCUACACCUUUUUUAUAGACAUUUUACUUGACACUAUACGUGAUGAGAUCGCAGGCUGCAUAGAGAAGGCGUACGAGCAGAUCCAGUUCAAUGAAGCCACGCGAGUGCUUUUCUUCUCCUCCCCUAAAAAGAUGACAGAGUAUGCUAAGAAGAGAUGCUGGAGUCUGAGUCAAGACGGUUACUACUCGUUCAGCAGUCAGCAGCAGCGUACGGAAGAGGUCAACAUUCCCUCCACAGAGCUGGCUCAGCAGGUCAUCGAGUACGCCCGGCAGCUGGAGAUGAUCGUGUGAUCCACUCGCUCACAUCUGCUGUCAAUACUGUGUGAUCCAUUUUUGGGCUGUGUCUUUGUGAGCUGAGAAACGCCAAGGACAACAUGAGUAGUAAAGUAACUUUUUGGAACCAUGAUUUUCAUCACCACACAGUGACCCAUCACCCCCUGCAUUCAUAGACCUGACCUUUGACUUGCAUUUAUAUAUGAUGUCUUUCUCACUCCCACAAUUCAAGUGUUCAUUUCUGCGGGCAAAUAUUGAAUAAAAAAUUGGACUCAA